Messenger RNA from Colletotrichum chrysophilum, 1185 nucleotides. RefSeq names its product Elongation of fatty acids protein 2 (gene FEN1). Gene Ontology annotation, molecular function: 5'-flap endonuclease activity; DNA binding; 5'-3' exonuclease activity. The coding region runs from base 1 to 1185 and encodes 394 amino acids. The record is from RefSeq and is a predicted model, not a curated record. Gene Ontology annotation, cellular component: cytoplasm; nucleus. The transcript has 3 exons. Lineage: Eukaryota; Fungi; Ascomycota; Sordariomycetes; Glomerellales; Glomerellaceae.
AUGGGUAUCAAAAACCUCUACCAGAUCAUCAAGGAGGAGGCUCCCAAUGCCAUCAAGGAGGGCGAGAUCAAGGCCCACUUUGGCCGCAAAGUCGCCAUUGAUGCGUCCAUGAGCAUCUACUCCUUCCUCAUCGCCGUCCGAUCUGAUGGCCAGCAGCUCAUGAACGAGAGCGGCGAGACCACCUCACAUCUGAUGGGUCUCUUCUACCGCACCCUGCGAAUGGUCGACAACGGCAUCAAGCCCCUCUACGUCUUCGACGGUGCCCCGCCCAAGCUCAAGUCUGGCGAGCUGGCCAAGCGAUUCCAGCGCAAGCAGGAGGCCAACGAGAACCUCGAGGAGGCUAAGGAGACUGGAACGGCCGAGGACGUCGAGAAGUUCUCCAGACGGACGGUCCGCGUCACCCGCGAGCACAAUGCCGAGUGCCAGCGCUUGCUCAAGCUGAUGGGCAUCCCCUUCAUCGUCGCCCCGACCGAAGCUGAGGCGCAGUGUGCCGUGCUGGCUCGCGCCGGCAAGGUCUACGCCGCUGCUAGCGAGGAUAUGGAUACCCUCACCUUCGACACACCCAUUCUCCUGCGCCACCUGACUUUCAGCGAGCAGCGCAAGGAGCCCAUUCAGGAAGUCCACAUCGACAAGGUGCUCGAGGGCCUGGGCAUGGAGCGUGAGCAGUUCGUCGAUCUCUGCAUUCUCCUCGGCUGCGAUUACCUUGACCCGAUCCCCAAGGUCGGCCCCUCGACCGCCCUGAAGCUCAUCCGCGAGCACGGCACUCUGGACAAGCUGGUGGAGGCGAUCAAGGAAGACCCCAAGGGCAAAUACCAGAUCCCCGAGGACUGGCCCUACCAGGACGCUCGCGAGCUCUUCUUCAAGCCUGACGUCCGCCCGGCCGACGACCCGUUGUGCGAUUUCAAGUGGGAGAAGCCUGAUAUGGACGGUCUUGUGCAGUUCCUCGUCACCGAGAAGGGAUUCUCAGAGGACCGUGUGCGCUCUGCAGGAGCUAGACUGGAGAAGAACCUGAAGAGCAGCCAGCAGGUUCGCCUAGACGGAUUCUUCAAGGUGAUUCCCAAGACGGACGAGCAGAAGGCCGACGCCAAGCGCAAGCUGGAUGCUAAGAACGAAGAGAAGAAGAAGAAGCAGAAGCUUGAGAAAAAGGAGAAGGCGGCGGCCAAGGCGAAGCCCCGUGGUGCGUAA